ACAGCUUACACUCAGUCCCUUUUUUUAUUCGUAGUCUCUUGGAUGUCAUCAAAGAUUUCAGUAUUUUUUAUAAUUCAAAGGAAUCGGUUCGUGUUUGAUCAGCAGUAAAAGCCCCAUAAAUCGGAGUUUUACACAAUUUUUUUUUAUCUGCGAUGGACCUCACGACAGUCAGCGUGGUGUAUGCCAAUCCAUUUUAUGUCCAGAAUUACGCCGAAAUGGGGCAGCCACAGCAGAUCCAGUUACCGCAACAGGGUCCUCACCAGCACCAGAUCUACCAUACCGGCUAUAUGGUCAGUACCGCACCAACCCUGGUGCCCGGCGCUCUCAACGUGCAGCCGGUGAGUACUAGCAGCCCAGUUUUUGGUCAGACUCGACCUCUGUUCGGAGAUCUGUACCGCUUCGAGGACGGCGGUGGGGAUGCCAGUGGCUCGCUGUUGUUGGGCCAGGACGAUGGUGGUUUCUGUGGCGGCAAUGUCACGGGAACUGACAGUGGCUCCGGAGCUGGCAGCGAAAACGACGACACCGAAGAGCCGCGGAGCGGAGAACCCCAAUCGCCCAUGUCGUUCACGACGACAAGCACCUCGUCCUCUUGCUUGGAUGCGACCAAUAACGAUUCAGGCAUCCAGGCGGGCCUCUUCAAAACACUCACCGACGAGAGUGAUGAGGAGGAGGAGGAUGAGGAUCCGGCGGGGAUGGCGGCGGCUCUUGCCAGUGUUUCGUUACAAGGGUAUGGACAGGACAUGGAAGAUCGGGACACGAUACAGCUUGACGGAAGCGCUCAGGUGAAUCGCGAUCAAACAGAGAUAGACGAGGUGGGCGACGACCAGGACCAGGACAUGCAGUUCACCUCUGUUUAUCCGCGCACCACGGACGAGUUCCUGCCACAGCUACCGCUGCCGCGGCCCUGCGCUUUCAUGAACGUGGGCCAGGAGCAGUAUAUCAUCCAGCCGGACACGGUGUUUGUGCUGGGCAUGCGCUUGAACGUAACUAAGAACGACAUAAUCGCCUUCUUCGGCAAACUGGGACUGAUCAAGAUGGACCAGUCCACUAGCAAGCCGAAGAUCUUCGUCUACAAGAACAAGUUGACCGGCCGCUCCAAGGGCGAGGCCACCAUUACCUAUGUGAGUCCCUACUCGGCCCAGGCAGCCAUCGCCUGUCUAAACGGAAGCAAGUUCAUGGGCCAGCAGCUGACGGUCCUGCCUGCCUACCUGUCCACCCGGAAGGGCAGUGUCCGGUUUAGCUAUCCGCGCGAGCUCAACCCCCUUGACCAGCAGCGACGCCAGCGGCAGCAGCGGUGGAAGCCAGCCAGUGACAACUGGGUGUGCCUCAUCUGCCGCAACAGCAACUUUGUGUGGCGCUCCAGCUGCAACCGAUGUGAGGCCAGCAAGCAGACGGCCUCGGCCGGGGCAGAGUUGGCCUCAGUCGGAACAGAAAUAGCUCGUGGCGGUAUGGGAAGUGAUGGCGGCUCAGGAGGACUCUCAUCUGGAGGAACUCGCUCAUCAACGGGAAACGGAAACGAGAACGGAGGCCGCCGUUGGAGGCCGCAAAAGAAUGACUGGCCGUGCCCAUUCUGUUUCAACGUGAAUUUCUGGUACAGGACCAAAUGCAACAGGUGCCGUGCCCCUCGAGAGGAGGCCGUGGCCACUCACACUGAGACGGAGCCAGAGAAGGAGCGCUGGGAACUGGUGGACAGCCAAGUCUCUAGCAACGAGUAAUUCACUGGAUGUUGAUCGUAUAAUUUGUCCGUCGUAUCCGUCUACGUAAUCUUCCAUCCCAUCAACCCCUUAUACCACAUCCGUACAUUCAAUUUGUGUUGUUGUUUAUUAAGCCUCUCUGGUGACAACCAGCACUGUUUCAUCUUCAUCUCCUGCUUCAGGCCCCACAAAAUUACCAGUGAUUGGAACACACACGCUGAGCUGUGUCGGGAGCGGAACCAUGUGGCCGAUCCGAUUCCGAUCUUCCCGCAAGAACUGAAUUCCGUUCGAAUCGAUAAAAAACAUAACCCGCAAGCCAAUAUGGACGUCAAAAUUCCCGUUUAUCUGUGUAGUUGCAAAAUGCCAAGUCGUGGCCAUCGCAUUCCUAGAUAAUCCUUCGAUUCAUGCAAUCCAUAUGCACAAGGUAUGCUACGAAUGCCCUUCGAGCGUCAAAUCCACCCCGAGCAAGAGCACUAAGACCGCGGGCACCAACCUGGGACACGCUGAAUGAAAGGUAAUCCACUUGAUUCGGGUAACUGAAUAUUUUACCCAGCACAAAAGCCAUCCGGUUGGGACUCUGGACUCUGGACUACGGACUCUGGACCCACCUGGCAAGUUCUAAACGUUUAAUGAAUUUAUUUACUUGCCCGGAUUGGCUCUUCGGCUCAUGGCUGGGUGGAACGGCACUCGAAAAAAUGCAACAUAAUCAUCUAAAUUAUUAAAUAAAGUUUUGGGUAUAUCAAACCAAAC
This is a messenger RNA of Drosophila bipectinata, 2444 nucleotides long. RefSeq lists its product as uncharacterized. Gene Ontology annotation, molecular function: RNA binding; transcription coregulator activity. Gene Ontology annotation, biological process: regulation of DNA-templated transcription. Gene Ontology annotation, cellular component: nucleus. The record is from RefSeq and is a predicted model, not a curated record. NCBI's taxonomy places the organism in Eukaryota, Metazoa, Arthropoda, Insecta, Diptera, Drosophilidae.